CGGGUCCCGGUGCCGGUUGCUAGGGACGCGGGGCGGGCCGUGUGCCGGAAGCGGCGGCGGAUGGAGGCGGAUGGAGGCUGAGGAGCUGGCGGAGGUUCCCCGCCGUGUUGGGGUGCCCAGGAUGGGCCGGCGGGCUCGCCAGGACCUCUUCUCUCGUGAGAGUCUCAGCGGGAAGGACUCCUCUGCGUCCGCGGGAGAGGAUGAAGACCCUGAGGAAAUGGUUGACCAUGAACCACCACCUAAACCCCCACGCCGGCAGGGAGGCUGGGCAGUCGAUCCUGUAGCGGCGCCUACCAAGUCAGGAAAAAAACAUGCAGAAGAAGUAGAAGACCAUCGUCUCAGGCAGCAGAGCCAGGAGGCAUCAAAUGAGGGAGGAGAUAUUCCUGUGAUCCCUGACUUAGAGGAAGUCCAGGAGGAAGAUCUGGCCAUGCAAGUGGCAGCUCCCCCCAGUGUGCAGGUGAACAGAGUGAUGACCUACCAUGACUUGGACAAAGAUCUUACAAAGUAUGCUGCCUUUCAGACUCUGGAUGGAGAGGUUGACCUGAAGCUUCUCACCAAAGUCUUGGCUCCAGAACAUGAACUACGGGAGGAUGAUGUCUGCUGGGAUUGGGACCAUCUCUUCACAGAGGUAUCCUCAGAACUAGUAACUGAGUGGGACGUGGGACAGUCUGAGAGAGAGGACCACCUCAGUGUACCCUAGAGCACUGAUACACCUGAUAUCUCUCAUGUACACAUUCCCUGUAAAUAGUUUAGCACUUUAAUUUUCUAUUUACUUGUUUGUAUUUGAGAAUAUAUUUCAGACAUGGAAAUAAAUAGAACUUGGUCUGUAGGAAAACUGGCUUGGGGGAAGUUUUGGAUAUUUUAUACUAAGACUCUUCAUUCUCAAAAGAGAUUAAGAAUUAGAAGCACAAUAUAUUAUUUACUUAUGAACAGUCACUGUCACCUUACUUUAGCACCUUUACAGAUAACUGCUAUGGUCAGUCUCUCUGGGAAGACUGUCUUACACAGUCAAAGAAUGGAGUGUGGUUUUCAGUGAUGGCUGUGAGAGAAGCUUAGGUUGGUGCAGUUUGUUUGCCUAGAACAUCAAGGUUAUCAUCUUCCCACAACAGAUGCCACAAGUUGUCAGGAUGUCUGCGUUACAUCUUGUCCAUCAGCCUCCUGCCAUCCCUUGCUGGUUUAACAUUUGCCCUGGGUCCUUACCUCUGUAUUGCCUCAGAGGAAGCAGCAUCACCAACUAAACUGCCACUACUGCUUCUUGCAGCACCUUUUGUUUUCCCUGGAGUUAUCCCAGUCAAGGGCUGACCAAGCCUAACCCUGCUUAGCUUCAACAGUUAGAUGAGAUCACAUAUUGAAUGGAAUUAGCUCCAGGCAAUAGGUGGUUUGCAAAGAAAAUACUGCUCAUUCCACAUGUGAAAAAAUGAAGCCUGCUGCUCUGAAACAAGCUAACUCCCUGGCGUGUUUCCUUGGAAGCAAGUAACCUGUUCUCAUUGUCACCUAAAAAAAACUCCGUUUAGCUGUUAAUGCCCUAUCCCCAUAGAGCUGUGGUCAUUAUUUGCAGGAAACAAUAGUAUUACUUCUAAGCCAGUGUCCUUCAAAGCCUUGUCCCACAGGAGAACCGUGCUAUAUACUUCUGGGGGACAGUGCAGGUGCUGUGCAGAAGGCUUGAUGUGCUGCUUUUCUUAGCUUGUUCUUUAGAUCUAAUGGAGCACUGCAUUCUUUCUUUUGUACUGAUGCAAGUCCAGGAGAAACGACUCACUGUGAACUCAGUACUCUGCAAAAUUUCUGAUCAGAGUUGAUAGCCAAAAAAAAAAUCUACCAGCAAGAGAGAAGAAGCUGCCUCAAUGAGAUGCUAUGUUUGUAAAAUCAAGGAAUCUCCCCCGUAACUAGAAAAGUAGAUGAGAUGGAAGCCUUGGGGCUAGUGUAUGGAGGAUACCGCUGAAGUCUCUUUCUGAGCAGAGAAACCUGUUUUGGUAUGAACAGAAACUUCCCAGCUGGGCCAGUGUCUGUUCUUCUCUGAUAUCUGUGGCCCUUGGCCAAAGAGAAUUUAGGAUUCUUCCUAUAGUCCAAGAAGGAGAAAACAAAUUCAGCAAGCUUAGUAAAUCAGACAAUCCCAACAAGGCUGUGUGGGGAAGAGAAUGGUAAAGAGUGGAAGAAAUUGAUUAGGCUUAGGGUUAGAUUUGCACAGUUCACAUCCCAAAGAUCAUAGAAAAAGCCGAGGCUCUCUUCUCUCAAAUACAGUCUGUAGUCAGCUUAGUGUGAGCUCUCUCCAUUCUGCUUGAGCUGAGUAUCCUCUAAGCUGCUUGCCUGGUAUCACGGUAUUCAGUGCAUGCCAGCCAGUUAUCAAUGACCACAAAAGCUGAGGAUUCCCAGGCUUGAGGCACAAGAGUGGAUGAGCUAUGAAUCCAACUAAUCUGGCUGUCCAGCCUGAGGUUUGAUAUGUGACGUGUGUUGGAGUUUAUUUAGGUACUUAGUGAGGUGGCAUUACUGACAAUUGGAGCUCUAAGAGAGGAAAACCAGGCAUUAUUUAGGCAGCCUGCAGGAUGUGAGCUGUAGAGGCAGUGCUCAGCCCAUUGCUCCUCAUGAAGCUGUAUGCCAUGCCAACAGUCUUGUCUCUUGUCCAGGAGGGCAGAGCACUGUCUGCCUCUAAGGACUUCACCCAUCUCCCUGGGUAGGUAAAGUGCUCCUGGCUGGCUGCCGUCCUAGCAGGGAGAAAGGACAGGCAUCUCUGGUCUGGGCAUCAGUGCUCAGCCCCUCAGAGACCGCGCUGGACCUUCAGGAGCCAAGAGGAAGGAGACCCUUGAAACAGAAGCGGAAGGGACAUUGGAUGCUCAGAGAUCUUUCUGGAGAUGGUGACAGGUAGGAGUGUGGAGGGCAUGUGGACACCAUUUAAGGCAGGGUGUGGGGAGGAGGGGACUUGAUGUCACAGUGGGGUUUGUGGGAGGGGCAAGAGGAAUGAGGAGGGUGAAUGAUUUGGGAACAGUAUGUAUAAUGUUUGGAGGGACUGAGGGCAAAGCAGGUGCUGAUGAAGAGGCUGGAGAAAAGGAAAGAUGAGGUGCUUGGAUGUGUAGUUUGACCUGCUAUGAAACAGGCCAUGGCAGAUCUCGAUGCGAUGUGGCUGAGCUUCACCUGUCUUCUCCCUGGUUAGUUAUCCCAGCAGACAACUGCCCUUGUGGUUCAAAAUCUGCUUUAUUUCUAAGCUCUGUUUUUGUUUCAUCUUCUAUUCCUUGCACCUGGUUAUGCUUUCACCUUCCCUGUUAAACCAUGCUGUCAGAUACUUUCUACUUGCUCAGGUAUUUAUGUGCACUGUGAACAAGUAGUCUCUUUAAUUUUCUUCAAUAAAGUUAAUAGAGUGA
Messenger RNA from Coturnix japonica (Japanese quail), 3353 nucleotides. NCBI's taxonomy places the organism in Eukaryota, Metazoa, Chordata, Aves, Galliformes, Phasianidae. The record is from RefSeq and is a predicted model, not a curated record.